Messenger RNA from Mycena indigotica, 2685 nucleotides. RefSeq lists its product as uncharacterized. The record is from RefSeq and is a predicted model, not a curated record. The coding region runs from base 1 to 2685 and encodes 894 amino acids. The transcript has 10 exons. Lineage: Eukaryota; Fungi; Basidiomycota; Agaricomycetes; Agaricales; Mycenaceae. Gene Ontology annotation, cellular component: nucleus.
AUGGGCCACGACCCCUCAGCGGACGAUUCCGACGCGCUCAUCCUUCCACUUUCACCAGUCAGCAUGUCGGAUCCCUCUGAACUCGCGAUGUCUUCUUCAGAGACACUCAGCUCGGACCCUAGUCGCAAGCUCUUGAUUCAGGUGCCGGUCAAGUCCGACUACAUUACGCCACCGCCUUCAGCCGACAUUCAUGUUCCAUCCCGCAGGCAAUCGCUACUCACCAGCCCUAUGGUUUCGAAACGGGCUUCGGCACCAGUUCAUUCCUGGUCUGCUCGUAACUUCGGCAAGGAAAAGGACCCGGCCGACAGUAAUGGUCCCAUUUCACCAUUAAUUCCGCCUCCUUCGUCUCCGGCUCCAACAGCUCCCCUGCCCGCUGUCCCCGAAAGUCCAAUGACUGUUGUCCAGCAAGAGCCCACUCCUCCGUCUUCUUCCCGCUCAGACUCUGCUGAAGACGUUGUUCAAAAAGGCGAACAAGGCAACAGUGACGAUCGACCACCGAUAUCGUCAUCAUCCAGCGCCAUAUAUCUUCCGUCGUUGACGAAGAGUCAUACCGUCAGCGCUACCUCAGUUGCACUACCAGCGAAGCCCUCCUCCUCUACACCCUCCACGAGUCUUGCUCCCCCAAGUGCCUAUAAGCAACGUCAGCGACGAAAAUCUGCUCCUCAACAACCUGCUGCGAAGUCACCUCCCCUCAGGGUCCGCAAUUCACCGUCGUAUGUCUCGUUGAUCGACUUUGAAUCAUCUGAAGAUGAAGAUGACGUGAAUACGUAUGACGGCAGUCUUAAACAAGAAAGCGACGAGUUGUCGAGUCAAGAAGCCCAAGAGAAGCUGGUGCCAGACGCUGAUUUGGCCCAGUGGGCCCCGGAGCCUGCAUUCGUGCCCGUCCAUAUUCCCAUCUCGGCUGUGGCCUCGGAAUAUGCGAGAAAUUUAUCCAAUCAUUCUCAGUCAAGCCGACGCGGCCCUCAAUCUCCACCCCGAAGUUAUCCUGCUUCCCAUCGGUCUCACUCUUCCAUCCGCAGCAGCGACCGCGAAGGAAGUCUUGCUGGAAUGACACGGCGAACAAACAGCAGCGGCAGCGGGUUGGUAUCGAACAGGAGCGCCCCAUCACUCCCACCCGCCAUCAAGCACCAUGCCCUGCUCGGGCUGUCUGCGCUACCUAACGAACUGGUGCAGAAGGAUGUUGAUUACACGUUGCGCGCCAUGAUGAGCCCGACCGCGUUUGCUCGGAUGCUCAUGGAGCCAUUAGCCAGACACCGGUUUCGCGAAUUCCUUAUCCGAGACGGGGGUGAUGGAGCGAAGGAGCUUGACUUAUGGACCGAUACAAGGUAUCUUGGGCAUGCUAUGGAAGACCUUCGUAAUGUGGGUCAAGUCUUUCGAGAUAUGUACAUCUCAAGCACCAGCAACAAUGAUUUGCUUUUGCCGCCAGAGACCAAACGAGAAUUACGGGCGGUCCUCCAGCAGGUCCUCGCUGCAGAUGCCGGGUUAGGCAGAACACAGUCCCAAUUGCUCGAGUCGAUGUACAACGAUGGAUUCCAGCGUUUCAUUAAACACCAGAUCAUUCAAGAAGCGCAUGUCGCUCUCGGCCGGGCCAACCUCAACCUUGCAGGCGCCCAAGCCGGCGAAGGACUGGGCGACACCUUUGUUCUCACAAAUCCUCGUUUACCCGACCACCCGAUUGUCUUAGUGUCAGACGGUUUUGUGGCCAUUACGGGUUAUCCGCGCAGUCAAAUCAUCGGACGAAAUUGCCGCUUUUUGCAGGGACCUGGCACGCCUCCUGCUAGUGUCCAAAGAAUAAGAGAUGGGCUCAACUCUGGAAAGGGGUGUACCGAACUAUUGUUGAAUUAUAGACGAGACGGGGAGCCCUUCUACUGUCUUCUGUGUAUUAUUCCUGUUCGAGACGCAUCUGGGGCGAUUGUCUACUUCAUUGGAGGACAAACAAAUGUAACUGGGCUCCUUGCGACCGAAAAGGGACUCGGUCUGGGACUUGGAGGCGUCUCUAGCACAGAUGCAUCGAAACCUCUUCCACCGGUGGACAUGUCACCUGCGAUGGCGGCCUUGUGUAAUCCGUCCGAUCAAGCGCCAGAGCCAACUGUACCAGCCAUAUCUGGUGCUGCUGGCGCGGUUCUGGGCGGCAGUUUGGACAAAGGUCCUCGAAUAGGAAGCGGAUUCUUGAAGGGUCUUUUCGGGAAGCAAGGGGCCAGCGGAACGCGACUCGAGGGCGUUUCGUCUUCUAAACAGGUGAUUGCUGGUGCGGAGGCCACGUUAAACGGUCCGGGAGAAAGCAAAUUCCAAGACCAAUAUGCCAUCUUCCAACACACGUAUAGCAAGAUCAUGAUAUUUAAACUCAAAAAACGGGAGAUCACAUUUGUGUCGCCGCAAAUGUUAGCCUUCCUCGGCCUCCCUACGAGGAAUCAACGCGAAGAACUCGCAUCGCCGCUUAUCCGAAGUGAUAUGGCCACACUGAUUACUGGGGGCGAGGAUCGGAACGAGACGCGCAAACUGCGGGAAGAGCUGAAAGACGCGGUCCGCAGGGGUGUGCCGUGUUCUAUGUCGUGCGGGGUCACGAUCCCUGGGAAAAGCAUACUGGCGCGAAAUGAGAAUAGGGCCAGGUUCGGGAUGAUGCAUAUGACGCCUAUCAAAGAUGGGGACAACGUCGCUGUGGCAUUUGUGGUCAUUUUUGGAUAA